AUGAGGAUUUUGAAUUUAUCUCCAUCUUCUUUCUUAUCUCUUGUCAUUACAUCUGUUAUUCUGUCUGAUAGCAAGAAUCAUGGGCUGACUAUUAUGAUCAAUGAAGAUGAUGGCAAUAAUUACCUGAGUAAGUAUUCUCAAGAGGGCGGUACAUGCCAGACUAAAGGUAGCACAAUUGCGGAUAACAACACGGAAGGGCUUCUAUCAGAUGCGAAUAACGCAGCAGAAGAAAUCAUUAUGACUCGGAAACCAAUUCUGGAGCAAGAUAGAUUCCUCCCUAUUGCAAAUAUAUCCCGACUGAUGAAAAAUGUGAUCCCUCGUUCCGGAAAAGUUGCCAAGGAUGCGAAAGAAUGCGUCCAAGAAUGUGUUUCCGAGUUUAUUUCCUUUAUUACAUCCGAAGCCUGCGAUCGUUGCCUUAAUGCAAGUGAGAAAAGGAAAACGAUAACAGGUGAAGAUAUUAUUGGAGCAUUUGCUACUCUUGGUUUUGAUAAUUAUGUCGAACCACUGACUGCAUAUGUGAGGAAAUUUCGGGAAGCUUUUCGUAGCGAUCGCAGUACUGAAACACUUCUUAUUGAUUCUUCGGGAUCUCAGCCUUCUUUUGUGCAGAAAAUGAGUGCUCAUGAGUCGAGUGAAUCCGCUACUUCUUCUGGUGCUUUUACCAUCCAAAGCGAACCGAUACCAUCCUCAAGCGCAUGCUCUUCUCAAAUUAUUUUUGCCGGCAUGAAAAUAUAUUUGCUUUUUUCUCGUGAAGAAGAUCCGGAUGGUGCAAUACGAGUGAUGAGCACAGGAAACGUGCAGCAUUUGCAGCUUUUAAUGGAUCCUGCUACUGGCCAACAUUACAUUAACGUGCAAAAUCCUAACGGUACACAACAACUUCUACCUGUUCAGGUAACGGCAGUUGCUGACUCUUCUGCCUUACCAUUAACCUUAGCUUGUUCGGAUGUGCAGAAUUUAACGGAUGAUAAGACGAUUGACAAAGAAAUGCCUGAUUUCUCGACAGAACUUGAGUAUCAACCAUCAAUAGCGAAAUCUGAUAAUAUAGCCUCGACAUCAUGUCAACACUGUAUUUUCAAGGUAUCGCAGAUUACACGACAUGCUGGAGAGCAAUCUAGAAGUGAUACUACUUAUGGGCUGAAGCAUAGUUCCUCUGGGCUUUCGACAUCAAAUCAACACAAGCAACAGGUGCCGUAUGUUGGUAAUAUAGAACUAUUUGGACAUCAUCACAGUGAUAGUGGUACUUCUGAUGUUGAUACUCAGGAGCCACCAAGAAAACGAUCUCAUGAGAGUAUUGAUUACAUUAGUUUUGAAUGA
Acanthocheilonema viteae is the source of this 1311-nucleotide messenger RNA. The record is from the annotation of a GenBank genome assembly. NCBI's taxonomy places the organism in Eukaryota, Metazoa, Nematoda, Chromadorea, Rhabditida, Onchocercidae.